Telopea speciosissima is the source of this 372-nucleotide messenger RNA. RefSeq names its product caffeoyl-CoA O-methyltransferase-like. The record is from RefSeq and is a predicted model, not a curated record. Gene Ontology annotation, molecular function: S-adenosylmethionine-dependent methyltransferase activity; O-methyltransferase activity. NCBI's taxonomy places the organism in Eukaryota, Viridiplantae, Streptophyta, Magnoliopsida, Proteales, Proteaceae. The transcript has a single exon. Bases 1 to 372 code for a protein of 123 amino acids.
AUGGACGUCAACCGGGAGAAUUUUGAAUUGGGUUUGCCUGAGUAUUCAAAAGGCUGGAAUGGGACAUUCGAUUUCAUCUUUGUGGAUGUAGACAAGGACAACUAUCUGAACUAUCACAAGAGGUUGAUAGAUUCGGUUAAUGUCAGAGGUGUGAUUGGUUAUGAGAAUAUCCGCUGGGACGGAUUGGUGGUAGCUCUGUCAGAUGCUCUUUUCCGUAAGUGUAAGGUAUUUGUAUUACAGAGAUUUCGUGAUGGAGCUCAACAAGACCCUUGUUGUCGAUCCAAGGAUCGAGAUCUGCCAACUCCCCGUCGGAGAUGGAAUCACCAUUUGCCCUCAUAUCAGCUUAUGCGCCAUGACAAGAGAGCUGACUAG